Messenger RNA from Carassius carassius (crucian carp), 920 nucleotides. RefSeq lists its product as uncharacterized. The coding region runs from base 13 to 642 and encodes 209 amino acids. NCBI's taxonomy places the organism in Eukaryota, Metazoa, Chordata, Actinopteri, Cypriniformes, Cyprinidae. The transcript has 3 exons. The record is from RefSeq and is a predicted model, not a curated record.
ACAUUAUCAGUGAUGGAGGGAGAUUCUGUCACUCUAAACACUGAUCUUUCUGAAGUACAGAAAUAUUUGUUGAUACAAUGGAUGUUUGGAAGCACAAGAAUCGCUGAAGUCGAAAGUGUCUCACAAACCAACUCGACAUAUGAUGGUCCUGAUGAGAGAUUCAGAGACAGACUGAAGUUGGAUCAGCAGACUGGAUCUUUGACCAUCACAAACACCAGAACCACCGACUCUGGACUUUAUAAAGUAACAGUUAUCAGCAUAAACAGCAAAGACACCAGCUACAUGCGUUUCAAUCUUACUGUCUAUGAAUCUCCACAAUGUACUUCAUCACCAGAAAGUUCAUCAAGGUCCAAUUUUCUGUCAUUAACUGUCAACCAGACUGAGGACGCCAACAUUACUGAACUCCAUCAGCCGUGUUCAGCUUACUUCCACUGUUGUGGUUUUAUUGAACCUGUGAUCCGAUUGGUCAUCUCGGCUCUGGUGGGCGUGGCUGCUGUUGCUUUUAUUGUUUAUGACAUCAGAUCUACAAGACGUGAGCUGAACAGGAUGGAAGAGACUAGAUAUCACCGUCAGAUCCAUGGAGUGAAACCAGACCAACAAUAUAAAAUGAGCAGAAGCAUUAGUUCCAGAUAUGUUUGCUGAAGUUUGCAUUAAAAACAUGCAUUAAUAUUUCCUGUACUUGCAUUUAUAUCUGUUAACAGUUGUUGUUUUUACUGCAUUUAUUAAUAUGCACAGAAUAUGAUUUUGUUUGAUUUAUUAGUUGGUUAAUUCCAUAGCUUUAAACACAUUUACCCUAAAAUAAACGAUGCCAAAGAAUGACCUCAGCUCUUGUUUCUGUUGACUCUCCCAGAGCAAAUGUGUGACUUUGCAUAAUGAUUUAGUUUUAUAACAGAGUGAAUGUUUAUAUUUAAGUAUAAUUC